Molecule: messenger RNA, 1725 nt
Organism: Sclerotinia trifoliorum
Lineage: Eukaryota; Fungi; Ascomycota; Leotiomycetes; Helotiales; Sclerotiniaceae
Source: the annotation of a GenBank genome assembly
CUAAACAAAGACUUUCUUUGAUGUAUAUUUCCCAUUACCGUCCGCAGCCUCGCAAAAUUCGAAGGAAUCACAAAGCUCUUUAUGCAAAUAAUUUCCUCUAUUUAUGUUUGUUCAAGAGAGACUGGGGGAAUUGCGAAAACAAUUUGAAUCCAUCAACAAAAAAGAUACGAUAACAGCAUUUGAGACUUGUGAUCACAAUUCGACAUGGAGGAUGAAACUGCAAAGUUGAAGGAGGAAGUUGGGAAGUUGAGGGAUGAAAUUGUGAAGUUGAAUCAUGAUAUGGAGAUUGAAUGGAAAUAUACUCGAGCUGAAAGGCAUGCACGCCAGACGGAAAUAGACACAAUCACGGGGGAACGCGACACCGUGUUCGAGAUGGUACGCAGAUUCCGUGCUGCACCACCAUCCUUCGACUUCGGCAAUUUACCUGAAACUACUUGGACUCCUAUAGGACUUUCAAAAUUAGAGGAUGCAAUACGCAGAAUAAUGUCUGAUAUUAGAAGCUGGAGUCGAGACUUCGCAAAAGAUAUCUCUCAGUUUGAUCUCCAGGGCCACGACCGCGAAGUGUUUUUUGAGGAGGCAUCGAAAAUAAUGACUUUGGAUGAAUUGGGCCAACAAGAAUUUCCCAAGAGUAUGCGAGGGUACCGCAAAAUCUUGUGCUAUGUUCUUGAUGCUAUGCUUAACCACCAUCUAUUCUCGACUAUUUUUUCAGAUCCUUUUUUCUUCUUGGGGGCAGAGCUUUCUCGAGGCCUUAACGACAUUUUGUCGUUGGGAAAUGCAUGUAGGUUUGUCCAAUACAGUCCUAGCUAGAGGAGAUUAACGAUGCAUAGGGAAUGUAGAAGAUGCUCAACGUUGGCGUUCAGAUACACUAAGACUCAUUCUUCCAGAGAAAAAUGGUGUUGAGGAGAGCGGAGUUAAAGCGCAAACAAACCAGCUCAUUUACAAAUCAGGGAUUCGUGGAGCUGUAGACUUUAUGCGGAGCCCUGCGAAGUAUAUUAUUAAUGAAAAUCCGGGCGCGCUUCAGGAACUCCAACGCACAUAUACCUUCGCUGCCGAGUAUUCGUACCAACUCUGGACCCAAAGAGCGAUGUUUGAAGUUUCGGACCCUUCAGACAUCUUGGGCCAGCCAUAUGAUCCUCAGGACAAGGGCGUGGAGUUGCACACUCGAAUCGACGUGAGAUACGAAAAGGACGGAGAAGGUCAGCCAAUAACUAUGGUUACAUCACCUCAUAUCAAGGUAUUUGGGUACCUCCCAUCGCGUAUUGGUGUAGAUACGCGAUGGUACUUUGCCGGAGCAUAUACUAAAGUUGCAACUAUCUGGUCUUAUCUCCCUCACCCAGGCGAGCCUGGUCAUGGUAGGGAAGCCGUGGAGCCAAGAGUUGUUCCGCGAGUUGGAACGAGCCCCGAAAUCGCAGGCGGAAGGUUGCUCAAGGGCUUAGAUGAGACGACAUUGCUAGAUCUUGUAAAGCCUUAUCUAGAUGACCUUGCCGAACAACUAAGGCCUUUGGUAGAGGAGGUUGCGCCAGCACAUAGCAGAAUUCAAUGAUGAACGCGUCAAGAUUCAAAAGUUGAUAAGACGAAAGUCGCAAAAAGCGCAAAGCUUUUAGAUCCGGUGCUUAAGUGGUGACCGAAACUCGAACUUGACCUUACUUGCGAUGAAAAUUAAAAACAGUGAGGGCAUCAAAGCUCUUUAGCAGGAGCCGCAGGAUCAGGAGGAAAAUAUGUCGC